GAUUCAAGUUUUAUGUUGUGUGUGUGUGUGUGUCAUGAUUACAAAUGCGACUUGUAGAUGUUUUUGUAAAGCGUGGAUGAGUUGAAAGAAAUAAAAAUUGCCUAAUCAUUGUUAAUGUUUGAUUUUAUAACCAAUUUAUAACGUAAUAUCACACAUGAGACGAGCACUAUGCGUUUGUGUUUCUCUUCUGAAUGAUCAAAGGUCAAUCAUGUUAGGCUGCGAAAAAUCAUUAAUACGCGAUCUAAAAAGUUGGAAGUUUAGAAAUCCUCCAAACUAUGCUGAGUUACCUAUAAAUGAAGACCCGGAAUAUAAUGUUCCUGUUGCGGUUAAAAAUGCUGUAUUUUCUAAGGUACCAACAGAACCUUUAAUAGGAAAACUUCAUUUGGUAUGCGUCUCAGAAGAUGCAAUGAAAGAUAUUCUAGAUUUGGAUCCAGAAGUGGCGGAAACUGUGGAAUUUAUUGACAUGGUAGCUGGAAAAUAUUUACCUGAAGGAGGUCUUACUGUUUGUCAUAGAUAUGGUGGAUACCAGUUUGGUUACUGGGCAGAUCAACUUGGGGAUGGAAGAGCUCACAUCCUCGGAGAGUAUGUCAACAGGAAAGGUGAAUCCUGGCAGCCACAACUGAAGGGUUCAGGGGAGACGCCAUACUCUCGGUUUGGUGAUGGGCGCGCGGUGCUACGGUCCUCCAUCAGAGAGAUGAUAGCAUCUGAAGCAUGCUACUAUCUUGGAAUACCCACCACUAGGGCAGCGGCUUUGGUGGUGAGUGAUGAGCAUAAAGUAUGGCGUGACAAGAGUUACAGCGGGGCUGCGCGGCAGGAGCGCGCGGCUGUGGUGAUGCGCCUCGCCCCCGCCUGGUACCGGCUCGGAUCCUUUGAGAUACUGCUGAAGAGGAAGGAGCCACAUACCAUGAGGCAAUUAGCUGACUUUGUUAUUAAGCAUCAUUUUCCAAACAUUUCAUCGGAUGAUCCGGAUAAAUAUGUAAAAUGGUACUCAGAGGUGGCUCACACUAAUCUAGACAUGGUUGCUAGUUGGCAAGGUGUAGGUUUCACUCAUGGUGUACUGAACACAGACAAUGUGAGCGUGCUGGGUUUGACCAUAGACUACGGACCGUACGGCUUCAUGCAACAUUAUUAUGAACAUUAUGUACCUAAUACAUCUGAUGAUGCCGGACGGUAUGCAUUUAAUAAACAACCUGAGAUACUUGUAUGGAAUCUGGAGAAGUUUUCAGAAGCUUUAGAACCGAUAUUGACAGAUGACCAGAAGCAAAGGAUAAAAGAUGUGCAAAGUACACUUGGGGAUUAUGUCAAGAAUAAAGUCGGUCACACAUAUAUAAGCAAACUGGGCUUGUCAGAGCUACGAGACGGUGAUGAUAAGUUGGUGAAAGACUUGCUGCAGAUGAUGCAGCAGACUAUGGCCGAUUACACGCAAACUUUCAGACAAAUGGCUGAGUUGGAUAUGUCACAGUUGGCAGAUGUGACGUCAUUGGAGAGCAAGUGGUCUUUGGUAAAGGUCUCUAAAUCCUCGCAGUGGGAUAAAUGGGUUCAGAGAUAUCGGGAAAGACUGGAACAAGGAAAUGUAAGUGAUGAAGUGAGACGUGCCCGGAUGUUGAAAGUCAACCCCCUGUACAUACCCAGUAACUGGAUAUUACAAGAAGCAAUAGCCGAUGCUGAGAAAAAUGACUUCGGCAAGGUGCGACUUCUGUUAAAGAAUUUUAAGAAUCCAUACGAAGUGAAUGAGAAUGCUGAGAAGUUGGGAUAUUCAUCACAACCUCCCAGCUGGUCUUACGGAAUCAAACUGAGCUGUUCCAGUUAGAAUACUUUCAAAAAGUUUUCAUUCACCUUGAUGAACAAAGUCGUAUAAAAAAAAACAA
Messenger RNA from Papilio machaon (common yellow swallowtail), 1868 nucleotides. RefSeq names its product protein adenylyltransferase SelO. The record is from RefSeq and is a predicted model, not a curated record. Lineage: Eukaryota; Metazoa; Arthropoda; Insecta; Lepidoptera; Papilionidae. Bases 155 to 1810 code for a protein of 551 amino acids. The transcript is spliced from 12 exons.